Fonsecaea erecta is the source of this 930-nucleotide messenger RNA. RefSeq lists its product as hypothetical. The transcript has a single exon. Bases 1 to 930 code for a protein of 309 amino acids. Lineage: Eukaryota; Fungi; Ascomycota; Eurotiomycetes; Chaetothyriales; Herpotrichiellaceae. The record is from RefSeq and is a predicted model, not a curated record.
AUGGAUCCGCGUCCACGACAGACUGCAAUCAGACAUUCAUGGUGGUUCUCAAGUAAACAGCCGCCGGAGCAACCCGUGGUCCGACAUGCCCAGCCAGGAAGUGACAUCGCUGUCGGGGAGCGUUCUUUUGGCAAGGCUUCGGUGAACUGCUGCCUUCGGGGCAAUAAGUCGAAGUGGGGAACACUCCAGGGUGGGAAUGCCGCUGUUCUCCAGCUGCGUGUUGAUCCGGCCCAGAAUCCCAAAUACAAACUGAAAGAGCUUGUCUUGGAAUUGGACUUCAGUGAAAUGGAUCCUCGAGUAGCAACUAGCAACACGACGGCGGCGAGUGCUCAGCCUUCCUUGCUCAUCUUGGAGCCUCCUUCACCGAAGCAUCUCAGGGGCAAAGCCUUGAUCCAGCAUCUGUCUCAAGAAUUCCUCGCCCAGCCUCAAGUCGGCGCAGGAGGCUUUAGCAUUGGCGGCAUUGGUCUGAAGUCUACCAAGGACAAAGAUAUUGAGCGAUCGUGGCGCUUUCAUAGCCAUUGGACCAACAACGCCUCUGGCCAUUACACCAGUGCCCGAUGGACUUGGACAGCAGUUUCCGAAAACCCAGAUAUCGAGAACGUCGGGGCCUUGUAUCUGGGUAUAAUCAUACGACAUCCGAACAAGCCGUUCUACCUGACGUGCAAGAUCAAUGGGAAGUUAGUCAAUAUAGGGAGAAGAUUCCGCUACGGGGACGAUGGUGAGCCAUCGAUCCUCACUCUGGUUUACCCACAGACGUCACAGCAAAGCAUCGAGAAAGAGGCAAAGGAGCUCGAAAACGAAAUUGUUGCUUUGAUUGAAGGCGAAGGUGCUAGUAAGUCUCUGGAAUCUCCUCCAUUAAAAGCCGAUCCUCUACUAUGUGCCCAAGCAAGACAUCUUCCACAUAAUCUGGUGAUUGCCUCAAACCCUUAA